UCUUUUACUUUCAUAAUAGAAGAAAAUGCUUGCUAAAAAAACAGGAAAGAAGCAGUUCAGAAGUUAUGCUAUUCUGGGUUUGUCUGUAGCUGAUAUGAAUAAAGAUCAACUUGAAAAUCAUGUGCAUCAACUUCAGCAAGAAGUUGAAAAAGAGAAAGAAGAGAGAAAUUUUUUUCAAAUAGAGAGAGAUAAAAUUCAGCUAUUUUGGGAAGUUACAAAGACUCAACUGGAAGAAAAAGAUGCUCUCCUUCAGUUGAAAGACAGUGAAUUUGAUGAAGCUGAGCUUUCACACCUUGCAGAAAUUAAGCUAUACAAACAAAAAAUGAAGCAGGUUAUGUUUGAAUGUCAGCAAAAUAUUGACGAGAAAAUGAAAGAAAAAAUGGGUGAAAAAUUAAUAAUAGAAGAAGAGCAACGAAUGAAAAUCGAUAGCUUGGAAAAAGAAAUAAAUAAGUUAAAGGAUGACAUUUUCCAACUAAAAAUAAGUCAUGAAAAUGCUGCUAUGGAGCAAAGACUGAAAUAUGGGGAAGAACUUUGUGCUCUUCAUGAAAAAUAUCAAUCUGAAAUAGAUAUAAUUAAAAAUAAAGAAGUAGAAGAAAUCGGAAACAUUAAAAAUCAACUCUGUAUUCUGCAAAGUAAAACAAUUGAAGAGGUUGAAACUCUGAAAGAUGCACAUACUCAGCAUUUAAUUCAAACCCAUGAAGAACUUGUUCAAAAAAUGAAGAACUACUAUAAUAUGAUAAUUAAGAAUAAUGUACUUAUGAUUAACUCAAUGAAGGAAAAGUUACAGGCUUCUGUAAGGAAAGAAUGUUUUUUGAAAGAUGCUAUAACUGAUCUGCAGACAGAAAAUAAGAGGUUGGGUGAAAAAAUUGCCGAUUUCCAGCAAUGUAUAAAUAAAAGAAACUCUUUCCAGGAUGAAACACACUAUUCAGCAAUUGAAUCUGCUUUAAGAAACACUCAAAGGGAAUUAAAGCAUGUGAAAUCUCAAAAUGAUUUUCUUUUUGCUAGACUACAAGAGGUAAAUAUUAAAAAAUAUUUUAUUUCAUUUUUUAUGCUGAUUGAUAUGUAAACUUAGUUAACAAAUUUAGCUGGUCAUCUAAUUUGUGGCACCCAGGGCUGGUCUGUGGCAAUUUUUAAGUGUAAGCAAAAAUAUUUUUGGCACUCUAUACGUUAAGGAUAAUAAUAAAUAUACUGUACAGAGUGAAAUUAAUUUUGUUCUUAAUACUUUUUAGUAAGUCAAAGUCUACACAUUUUCUAUACUUAUUUUUUUAUUUAAAAAUGCGGUACAAAUUACUUUUAUAAUAUACUUUUAUGUAAAUUCAAUAGCGUGGAGAAAAAAAAUACUCUACCCUAACCAAUUUUAGAAGAGCAAUCAAAAUAUUAGAUAUCUACAUAAUGUUUGCAUUUUUAUCUACUUUUCAUUUAUGACAGGCAUUCUCAGAUGAAAAGAAAGUAUUGUUUGCAUACGAUUUUAAAUCUUAAUUUUUUAUAUUUUGAAAUCAUUUUAUUUGAUAAUGAUAAAGAAAAAUUGGAUAAUAAAGUGUAACAUUUUGUUUUGCUUCAUAGUUUAACAUGCCAAAAUACAGAGCAUGAACGAAAUAUUGCAAACAUUUCAAAAUUGUUCAAAUGUUUACACAUUGGACUAUCAGAUGCAUACAGAUAUUUCAUUCAAGAGUUUCUUACUUUAUUAUGUGAAUUCUCUGCUAAAUAUUUAUUAA
Molecule: messenger RNA, 1715 nt
Organism: Parasteatoda tepidariorum (common house spider)
Lineage: Eukaryota; Metazoa; Arthropoda; Arachnida; Araneae; Theridiidae
Source: RefSeq, a predicted model, not a curated record